AUGAUAUCAUCACCAAGUUUAAUAGAAUCUCGUUUAAACUCUUCACCAAAUCGUUCUGAUCCAGAUAUAGAAGCUAAAGUACGUUCAUCUAUACGUGCAAUAAAUGAAACAAUACAAUCAAAUGCUAAUGAACCAUCAUUAGCUUUCUAUCGAAUACAAGAACAUGUACGAAGAUCUUUACCUACAAUGAUACAAAAACGAAUUGAACUUGAAAAUUUACAUGAUCGUAUGAAUGGUCUUAUUUUUGAUAUUGAAUAUAGUGUUGAUGCUGUUAAGUCUCUUGAAACAAGUGAUGAACAUUUAAAUAAUAUUGCGACUUAUUUAGAAAAAUCUAUUUAUAUUAGUAAACAAAUAAAUUUAAUAAAGCAACAACAAAUUCAGCAGCAAAUAUUAGAAAAAAAACAUGGAUCAUGA
This is a messenger RNA of Rotaria sp. Silwood2, 414 nucleotides long. The record is from the annotation of a GenBank genome assembly. Lineage: Eukaryota; Metazoa; Rotifera; Eurotatoria; Philodinida; Philodinidae.